GGGGUCUCCCCCCCCGAUUUUAGGGGUUUCCCCCCCUGAUUUUGGGGGUUUCCCCCCCGAUUUUGGGGGUUUCCCCCUGAUUUUUGGGGGUUUCCCCCGGAUUUUUGGGGGUUUCCCCCCCUGUUUUUUGGGGUUCCCCCCCCGAUUUUGGGGUUUUCCCCCCCCCGGCUCUUGGGGCCCCCCCGGAGCCCCCCCGGUUGUGGGGCGCGAUGGAGGGCGCCCACGCCAAGUCGGUGGAGGAGUGCCUGGCCUAUUUCGGGGUGACCGAGGGUGGGCUCUCGCCCGAGCAGGUGCGGCGCAGCCUCGACAAGUACGGCCACAACGAGCUCCCGGCCGAGGAGGGCAAGACCAUCUAGCUGGUGGUGGAGCAGUUCGAGGACCUGCUGGUGCGGAUCCUGCUCUUGGCCGCCUGCAUCUCCUUCGUGCUGGCAUGGUUUGAGGAGGGGGAGGAGACCAUCACGGCCUUCGUGGAGCCCUUCGUCAUCCUCCUCAUCCUCGUGGCCAACGCGGUGGUGGGCGUCUGGCAGGAGCGCAACGCCGAGAACGCCAUCGAGGCGCUCAAGGAGUACGAGCCCGAGAUGGGGAAGGUCUAUCGCGCCGACCGCAAGGCCGUGCAGCGCAUCAAGGCGCGCGACCUCGUCCCCGGGGACAUCGCCGAGGUGGCCGUAACCCCCCAGUUCCCCCCCAGUGGCGACAAGGUCCCGGCCGACAUCCGCAUCAUCUCCAUCAAGUCGACGACGCUGCGGGUGGACCAGUCCAUCCUUACUGGGGAGUCGGUGUCGGUGAUCAAACACACGGAGCCGGUGCCGGACCCGCGCGCCGUCAACCAGGACAAGAAGAACAUGCUCUUCUCCGGCACCAACAUCGGGGCGGGCAAGGCCGUGGGCGUCGUGGUGGCCACGGGGGUGAACACGGAGAUCGGGAAGAUCCGCGACGAGAUGGUGGCCACGGAGCAGGACAAGACGCCGCUGCAGCAGAAGCUGGACGAGUUCGGGGAGCAGCUCUCCAAGGUCAUCUCGCUCAUCUGCGUCGCCGUCUGGCUCAUCAACAUCGGCCACUUCAACGACCCCGUCCACGGCGGCUCCUGGAUCCGCGGCGCCAUCUACUACUUCAAGAUCGCCGUCGCCUUGGCCGUCGCCGCCAUCCCUGAAGGGCUGCCGGCCGUCAUCACCACCUGCCUGGCCCUGGGGACGCGGCGCAUGGCCAAGAAAAACGCCAUCGUCCGGAGCCUGCCCUCGGUGGAGACCCUGGGCUGCACCUCCGUCAUCUGCUCCGACAAGACCGGCACCCUCACCACCAACCAGAUGUCCGUCUGCAAGAUGUUCAUCGUGGACAAGGUGGAGGGCGACGUCUGCUCCCUCAACGAGUUCUCCAUCACCGGCUCCACCUACGCCCCCGAGGGAGAAGUGAUGAAGCAGGAGAAGCCCGUGAAGGCCGGCCAGUACGACGGGCUGGUGGAACUGGCCACCAUCUGCGCCCUCUGCAACGACUCCUCCCUCGACUACAACGAGUCCAAGGGCAUCUACGAGAAGGUGGGGGAGGCCACGGAGACGGCCCUGACCUGCCUCGUGGAGAAGAUGAACGUCUUCAACACCGACGUCCGCAGCCUCUCCAAGGUGGAGCGGGCCAACGCCUGCAACUCGGUGAUCAAGCAGCUGAUGAAGAAGGAGUUCACGCUGGAGUUCUCCCGCGACCGCAAGUCCAUGUCCGUGUACUGCUCCCCCGCCAAGGCCUCCCGCGCCGCCGUCGGCAACAAGAUGUUCGUCAAGGGCGCCCCCGAGGGCGUGAUCGAGCGGUGCCAGCACGUGCGGGUGGGGACGGCGCGGGUGCCGCUGACGCCGCCCCUGCGGGAGCAGCUGCUGGGGGUCAUCAAGGAGUGGGGGACGGGGCGGGACACGCUGCGGUGCCUGGCGCUGGCCACGCGCGACGCCCCGCCCCGCCGCGAGGAGAUGCGCCUCGACGAGCCCAACGCCUUCGCCACCUACGAGACGGACCUGACCUUCGUGGGCUGUGGGAUGCUGGACCCGCCCCGCAAGGAGGUGAUGGGCUCCAUCCGCCUGUGCCGCGACGCCGGCAUCCGCGUCAUCAUGAUCACGGGCGACAACAAGGGCACGGCCAUCGCCAUCUGCCGCCGCAUCGGCAUCUUCGGCGAGGAAGAGGAGGUGACGGGGCGGGCGUACACGGGGCGCGAGUUCGACGACCUGCCCCCCGCCGAGCAGCGGGAGGCGUGCCGCCGCGCCUGCUGCUUCGCCCGCGUCGAGCCCACCCACAAGUCCAAGAUCGUCGAGUUCCUCCAGUCCUUCGAUGAGAUCACCGCCAUGACGGGGGACGGGGUGAACGACGCGCCGGCGCUGAAGAAGGCGGAGAUCGGCAUCGCCAUGGGCUCGGGCACGGCCGUGGCCAAGACGGCCUCGGAGAUGGUGCUGGCGGACGACAACUUCUCCACCAUCGUGGCGGCGGUGGAGGAGGGGCGCGCCAUCUACAACAACAUGAAGCAGUUCAUCCGCUACCUCAUCUCCUCCAACGUCGGCGAGGUCGUCUGGUGAGGCCCCCCUGCGCCCCACAGCGG
Messenger RNA from Phalacrocorax carbo (great cormorant), 2569 nucleotides. Lineage: Eukaryota; Metazoa; Chordata; Aves; Suliformes; Phalacrocoracidae. The record is from RefSeq and is a predicted model, not a curated record.